This is a messenger RNA of Aphanomyces invadans, 852 nucleotides long. RefSeq lists its product as hypothetical. The record is from RefSeq and is a predicted model, not a curated record. Bases 1 to 852 code for a protein of 283 amino acids. NCBI's taxonomy places the organism in Eukaryota, Oomycota, Saprolegniomycetes, Saprolegniales, Verrucalvaceae. Gene Ontology annotation, molecular function: GTP binding; GTPase activity. Gene Ontology annotation, biological process: translation. The transcript is spliced from 6 exons.
AUGAUUGUCGCAGUCAACAAGAUGGACUCGGUGCAUUGGUCCAAGGACCGAUUCGAGUACAUCCAAACCGUGCUCCGAACGUUCUUGGUCCAGUCGGGUUUCAAGCUCGACCAGUUGCGGUUUGUACCCGUGAGUGGGUUGACUGGAGAGAACCUCAUCAGCCCCGUGGACGAUGUGACGGAUGCGGCAUGGUACCUGGGACCGACCUUGGUGCAAGCGAUCGAUACGUUUGCGCCGCCGCAACGGCCCAUCUCGAAGCCAUUCCGCAUGGCCGUAUCUGACGUGUCCAGGUCGAUGAGCUUGGGGCUGACUGUGUCGGGGCGCAUUUACACGGGCGCGCUGUGCACGGGCGACACGGUGCUCGUGAUGCCGGGGGGCGUGCGCGCGACGGUGAAAGCGAUGGAACUAAACGGGAUGCCGGUGCUGACCGCGUCGGCCGGCGACAACAUGGACUUGGGUCUUGUGGGGAUCGAUCCGUCGGCGCUGUUUGUCGGCAGCAUCUUGUGUUCGAUCGUGUCGCCCGUCCGGAUGGUGCGCAAGUUUGAGGCGCAGAUCAUGACGAUGCCGGGACUCGAAAUCCCAAUCGUCAAAGGCACGUGCAUGACGCUGCACAUGCACAGCAUGGACGAACCCGUCCACGUGACACGCCUCGUGAGCACCCUCAAAAAGUCGGGCGACGUCGACAAGAAAAAGCCGCGAUGCAUUACGCGCAACAGUUCGGCGGUCAUUCAAAUCACGACCCACCGGCCGCUCUGCCUCGAAGUGUUUGCCGAGUUUCGCAGCCUCGGCCGGUUUACGCUUCGCGACCGCGGCAUCACGUUGGCGGCAGGCAUCGUCAGCGACAUCCUGUAG